AUGGUGGGAGGUUGGCCAGUAGCUGGCACCGAAUCGGCCGACUCCUUUACCUCCACUGUUCCGUUCUGGCUUUGGACGGCCUGCAAGGCCGCCUUAGCGGCAGGCGGCACGAGCGCCACCGAGGCGAUCCUCACUGGUUGCAAUGAUAACGUCGUGGUCCCCGUCGUACUGUGGCUUUUGGUGCGGGGCUUAAAAUUGGGCCAUGUUGGAUACUGUGUGUAUAGUACAUAA
Penicillium malachiteum is the source of this 231-nucleotide messenger RNA. RefSeq lists its product as uncharacterized. Bases 1 to 231 code for a protein of 76 amino acids. Gene Ontology annotation, molecular function: dolichol kinase activity. NCBI's taxonomy places the organism in Eukaryota, Fungi, Ascomycota, Eurotiomycetes, Eurotiales, Aspergillaceae. The record is from RefSeq and is a predicted model, not a curated record. Gene Ontology annotation, biological process: dolichyl monophosphate biosynthetic process. The transcript is spliced from 2 exons. Gene Ontology annotation, cellular component: endoplasmic reticulum membrane.